GGGAGGGAAGCGUGUGUGUUACUCUCCCGCAAGCGGUUACAUGUUGAGUAGUUAAGAAAUGUGACGUGAGGAACAGCAUAGCGCCGUCAACAGUGUGACAGAGUUGCGGCAAACCAGGAAAGUGCCUGACUGUGACACACGGAGAUCGCCGCGAGAAGGGCAGUGUUUCCCCGCCGGAGAAGUAGGGACUGAGAGGCGCUCCGGAGCCGCUCGGAGUGGGACCAAGGACCCCCACGCUGGGAAACAUUCGCGCAAACUGGCCAGGAUAGGGGGAUCUAACAACUAUAAAUUGACUUUUGAGCGAUGCACUGGCAGCAUGGCCAAGUGGUUCAAGGAGCACCUAGGAUUCAAAACUACCAAAGCACCCCCUCCGGCGCCUCCAAAACCGGACUACAGGUAUUGUCCCACCGGUGUGCCCAGCACGCCUGGCUACAAGCACCCGGGCUCCGGGGCCACCUACCCCAGCCCCGCUCAGCCGGACAUCCUCGCUGCUUACCAACUACAGAAAGCACUGGACUUCGAAGACCCGUACACCCCAGGUGGAAAUAUCUCCUACGGAUCAAGUUUAAACACUGUGGGCUCUUCGGACCUGAAAUAUGUGUCUCCAAAGCACCGGCUCAUAAAGGUGGAGACGGUGGAUAAGUCCAGCGCUGUCCCCGGCGGAGGAGUCUCCGUCACCCAGGCGGUAUCGGUGGGGAGCGUGAAAACUCCGUCUUCACCUCCGUCGGAAAACGACAAUAAAGAGAAGCUCAUUAUCCUGGAGGACUAUGCGGAUCCGUUUGACGCGGAGCAGGCCGGCGGCGCCCAGACCGGCGGGGAGAAGGUGACGACGGAGAACGACGGUUACAUGGAACCCUACGAGGCCCAGAAGAUGAUGGCAGGUAGAUCACCGACCCACCUGGUCUUUUAAUCAUCCGACAUCGCCCUGCGCCUCCUGUCCCGUGCGGGGGUCAGCGGUGAGGGCCUUACUGCUGACCGUGUCGGAGGUGCAGAUGGGCCACGCUGUGGCUGAUGCUAGCCUGGCCGCGUGCCUGUCGGCUGCUUGCUAAUGAGCAGGCUCCGACUGUAAGAGGACGGUCGACGUGACAGGGCUGCUCAUGCAGGAAGUGGCGCCGCGGCGUAUAGGGAGGCAUCCAUCUUCUAUUUUUUUGGGCUUUUUUUUAAGUAAAUUAAUAAAGAGAAGCAAGGCAGCGAAACCAACUAGCUGCUGUUGAUGUAUGGGGUUUCAUCGUCGGCUGGGUGUGAUUAUGUUAAAUACACUGAAGGAUUUUGUUUGUGUUUGUUGUAGUUGGGAACGACCACAUUCACUUACAAAUAUGGUUUCUCAGUACAAUAGCCGUCUAGAACCACACAGAAGAAAUACUAGAUUAUAUUGUACAAGUGGUCCGUGGUCAAAUUCGUUCUGUUAAGCUCAAUUGGUACAUGACAUUAAAUCCAUCACAGGGUUAGAGGUUCAAUUCCCAGUAGGGCCCCCCAUGAUAAGAAAUGUAUACAACCUUUUCAACAAACUUGUCCACCAAAUGACAGAUCUAUAAUGUAUUAACCCCUGGGUUUUUCGGCAACACAAAUUAGCCCUACAUGUAUUUCUACUUCAAAAGCAGCUUUACCUAAGGACUACAAUUCCAACCGAUUUGUCUUCAGGUGUGGUAUUGGCAUUUAGGGCCAUGCCGCUGUAACCCCGGUGGUUUUGUGUCAUAUUCUUCCAUUCCUAUUUUCCUGCCUCUCCCCUAUGUCACUCUAAUAGUAGGCAGGACACGAAUGUCUUGCUCCGUCCUCUGAAAUGGUCUUUUUAAUGGGCCUCCAGGCAAUCUCUUGUUUUCAUCCAUCUCUCUGCCCUGACCUGUAGCCCCUGUCUUGCACUCUCCGACCAGUACGCUGACUGUAUGAUGUAUCGCCUCCCUUUCUGCUUGUAGCACACAAACGGUAUAAAAUGUCUGUUGGAGCCUCCUUUGGUAUAUUUAUGUUGAACUACACUGUCUCCCGUGGCAUUCCGGGGGAAAAAGGUUUUGUUCAGAUGACACAGGUUUGCCUUCCGGCGACAGUGAUGAGUCUAUCUCGGAGAGAGCAGCUCUCUGCAAUGUUUGCUCCAAUGACUUUGCUUCCCUAAUCAGGACGAGGAUAGACGUGACGUUGAGUUGUGGUCGUUUUCUCUCUCUCUCUGUCUCUCUUAUAUACGGCUUUCUAUUGAUUCUUGCCUGUUCCUGUUUGUGCUGCUGCUGUAAUGCCAGAGCUGUCAGGCUUCCCUGUGAAAUAUAGCUGCUUCUUCAGCUCUGCUCUGCUCCCCCCCCCUGUUAAUAUUCAUUGUAAUCCAGGGGAUUUCUCUCCUGCGUUCCUCGAUGGAGCCGCAACGAUGCUUUGAUAAGCGAUGUCAGACAACACCGGGGGAUUUUUAAACAUGUUCAAAACCCACUGGCAUGUACAACAUGUUGAGUUAAUAUGAGAUUGUUUCGUACUGUUGGUAGGGUACUAGACGGUACUGCCGAAUCGGAGCAGCCUAACCAUGCUCCGACUCUGUUGUCUCAGUCUCUCUCUCCCCCGCCUCACUCUCCCGGCUCUCCCUGUGUAAUCAUUUUCUGAUUUUCUUUUCUUUUCUGCUUGUCUCGCACUCGACUGCUCCCUAAUAUGACAGCCGUUGUUCCCGUGAACAGCCUUCUACUCGGGCCGCAUGCGAUGUGGCAGGAUGUACCGGCGCAAGUCAGAGUGAACUUAGUUUGGGUAUUAUUUGGGCUGACAGGCGAGAUGCUUAUUCACCACCUUCACAAAUAUUCAGGCCUCCGCUAAAAAUGGAAAGGGGGGGUUUGCCCGUGGAAUAGUUCAAUAGUUUGAGCCUGUAAAAAUCAAAGGCUGGUGAUUGAUGGCUCCGUAUAAAAACAGUGUAUCAAAUUAAUCAGAGGCAGGCGAUCGGCACUAAAUCAGACGUGCGCUGUUUUUUUUUUACGAGCGGCGGUUUACGGCUCGGGGUGUGCGUGUCCACACCGGCGCCAACGGCCCGCUCGACUUUCUCAACAAGAUUGAAUUCGCCUUCGCUCUCAAGAGGAGGUUCGGGUUCCUCCCCGUAGAACGCACUCACACGGUAGCAUGGUCACAUGGGCACGCCGCCUCCCGCCUCGACCUUGGAAGGCGCUUCCGUCCGCAACGCGUGGACGGGUGAAACGGCGACGUCACUCCGGUGAAAUCUCCCCAACAAGCAAUUUGUCAUUCAUGCAAAUUAUGGUGGAGUUCCUUGUUCCGUCUUCGUAUCGCUCGCGUUCCCUUUCUGUCCGGCUCUCCGUCUGUCACCCCGUACUAUAUAUGGGGCAUCCAUUAUGGCAACCUUUUAUUGAAACAUAAACGUUUAUAUUGAACCAUUAAUUAGUCUAUUAAUUUCGUUAGUAAUGUACAUUCGCGCCAUAUAGUUUCAUUAUUUUGACAGUUGCCAAUUAUUAUGGGCUUUAUAUAUUCUCUCAAGUACCACAAGUUCCCACCCGCUGAUCCAGCCACUCUGUACACUGUUUACUCUACACUGUAUCGUCUGUUUACUGUACACUGUACAGUCGAUAUAUUAUAUCAUAAUGUAACAUAGUGUCAGGUGUGUGUGUGUGUGUGUGUGUGUGUGUGUGUGUGUGUGUGUGUGUGUGUGUGUGUGUGUGUGUGUGUGUGUGUGUGUGUGUGUGUGUGUGUGUGUCCGGCCCUACCCAGUGAGUGGGACUGCGGGUUGAUGAUUGAUGGGUCGCCGGCCUUCACUUCCCUUAACCUGCUGCGGAGGCGGGACACCUGAGCUCCUUCCUGCGCCAGGCUUUCCGGGACUGAUUGACAAGUCGCUAGACCUGUUUAUAUGCCCUGUCGAUAACCCUCAGUAUGCCCUUUAUGGAUGUGUUUAAUUAGAAGCAAGUGCUUUGAUUUGCCUGGUGUACACGUGUGGCGGUGUGUGUCCCACUGUAUCUGUUUGACAUAAGUGUGUUCGCGUCCUAUCGCUCGACUGAUGGAGUGUUUGUGUACAGCUGGUGUUCUGGUUGCUUUAUCUAAAGAAUGCUUGCGGGGGGCCGCGAGUCGAGAUACUGGCACUGUGUGUAUACUUGGAACAAAUAUGUCCGUCACAGUUGCAUCAUCUUUCAUCUUCACACCAGCAUGCAACACACACUCGUUCUUAUCAUACUUACUUAUCGUCUGUUUUCGUUGGCCCGGGAGCUGCUCAGACCCGUUACCAUGCCGAUCACUGUGGACUCAUCCGGUAGAACCGGAACCGGUCUGCCUUGAGCUGUUUCUCUAGGACGGGGGGAGACGCGGAGGGGAGAGCACUCUACUCCCUGAGCAGCCGUGUGUGAACAUAAAUAACCACACAUGCACUAACGCACGCACACUCGGGCAGAGCACGUCGGAAAUGGGUCACUUUGGGUCAGGACACGGCGGCCUACAUGUUCCUCGUGUUGUUAAAUAAAUGUAAAAUUUCCGUUGGAUUAAUCCUCCUUAAGGCAUGGAGGGAAUAACAGGAGAUCUGAUGUGUGAUGUACCUGAAGCUGGACCUAAUGAAAUGCUUCACCAUCUCCCCCUCUCAAAAUACAGUGUUGAAGUUGAUGACUAAAGCAGUAAGCAGGGCACACAUAAUGCCCCCCCCCCCCCUCCCCCUCCCCUCACACAUUCUGGUCCCCAUGCAACGGGCUUCCCACUGAGCCGAAGGAGUGCUGUUGUGUCAACAGUGUUCGUGACUCAACCCCCCCGAUAUGCCAAUCCUCAGGAACAGGCACGUCAUCAUGCUCUCACAUGCACGCACACACACACACACACUUGCACACGAACACACGCUUACAGACUUGGAGUAGGAGUGCGGCAACCAGCUGCUAUGUGUGUCCACGUGUGCGCAUGUGUAUGUGUGAGUAUGUUGUGUAUGUUGGUAGCAUGUGUUUCAACAUGUUGAGCAGCACCUUGCCCCCCGCCCCCAUGUUUCAACUUUGGACAAACUUCAGGCCCUCCUCCUCUUCCCGCCUGUAUCUGAUCAGCCAGGUUAUCUGGCCUCAUUCCGGCGGCCACAGAGUUGUGCAACAGGGCAAUCACGCCCCGCAGAGAUUGAAAGAAAAAAAUAAUAGAAAGCGUUGGUGUUUUCUUCUAAGGGCUGACUCAUAGGUCAGGCACUUACUCCACUUUGUUUCUCUUUCAGUAUGCGUGGGGACGGGUCGUCGUUGCUUCUGGUAAGGAGCGAUGUGUGCCCCAGGAGGUGCAAUGGCAGCGAUGGAGUGGGUAGAUCGAGGAGGUUAUUACGGCUGUAAGUCACCGCGGUGGGACCACCUCCCUGUUGAAGUGUUGUCUCUGGGAGGACCUCGGCUGUCUGUGGCGAGAUGGUGAAAUGAGGCAGAGAGAAUGACUUGGGAAAACAAUGGAAAGAAAAACUACAACAUAAGGCGUGUGCGUGUGCGUGUGGGUGUGGGUGUGCGUGUGGGUGUGCGUGUGCGUGCGCUCGUGUGUGCGUGUGUGCGUGCGCUUUCUCAAGAGAAAGUACCGGAGAGACCCGAAGGAAAUGAAUGAAAAAUGGGAGGGGAAACUCUCAUGCAGUGUAAGAACGGGCCCUGCCAGAGGAAACUCCUGCUUUAAUGACUUCACACACCUUUGGACCGCAUUGAGACGGUCGUCUGGGGAGCCCACACAGAGGGAGGGAGAGGGGCGGGGCUUGUUUAAUCUCACCUAGGCGCGGCCACUCCUUCCAGGCCCUGAGAACACGGCAUGUGGCGACACAUUUCUUGGCCUGCCGGCGCAGAUUUUAUUGCCUCAGGCUGAAACUUGAAGCAUAUCCGGUGCGUGUUCAGGCAAACGCACGUCAGAUGUGAACGUCUUCUCUUUAAUAUCCACCUUCUCGAUAUUUACAAAAGUCAUCGGGUGGUUCAGGUUUAAUCACUCUGUAAUUUCAGGAUUAUCUCUGUCCUCUUUAACUUUGACAUUUCUUUAUUCCGCCGCGGGGCAUUGGGAGACGUAGCCGACAGAUAAUCCCCUCGAGGAUGACGUUUAUGUAUUUAGCCCGUCGCUCAUGGGUGGAGACUGACCGCAGUGGAAGAACGUGUAGAAAGGGGGAAUCUUCUAGCUUCUCUCUCAAAUCAUGAGGUCAUGGUUCGGGAUGACUUUCUCUUGAGUGGUCAACGGUGGGAGUGACCUCCAGGAAUGCGCCGCGUAUUUGUGUGUGUGUAGGACUUCCAGUAAAUCCCGUCAUCGUGCUUACGGGAAGGUCUGGAGCAGGCUUAGCAUGCCACAGGUGAUCCUCAGGGCUGGAUGUGAGGGACACGUCUCUUGUCCACUGCGGAGUUGAACCCCUCCCUUAUGGUUCCUCCCCCUGGAUCGCUUCCCAACGAGGAGGUGCUGUCGGUCUCACUGGAGGAGAAGGGUAUUUACCAGUACCGGCACCCACAUGUCAUGUCCUGGCACAGGGUCUAGUUCACCGCCCUUCCACCGGCACCCCCGCACCACAGACCGUGCUGAUGUGUCAAGGCUUUUGUAAGUCAGUGGUUGACACGCAGUUCAAUGUGUCCUGACGUUUUGUCCAGGAAAUACUUUACAGUGCACUGUGAUUAGGGCCGGAAACCCAUUCCUUUUAUUUACUGAUUUUCAUGUUCAUAAGGAUUCAUUGUUUGACGUAUUCCAUUCAUGCAGAUGGUGCACAGGUCUUUGUGUUUACUUGGUGACUUUGGCGCACUUGGGUAUGCCCCUUGUGUUACCGUGUUGAGUUCCUCUGUUGUUGUAUCGUGUGUGUAACCUGACCGGACCCUCCCAGUCCAGGCGUCAUGGUCUCUCACCCAAAAGCACGGCCACUUUAACAGGCAUGGCGGUGAGUGGGGGAUGGUUAUGGCACCCUUCGCAUACCAGCACCCACACACACACACACACACACACACACACACACACACACACACACACACACACACACACACACACACACACACACACACACACACACACACACACACACACACACACACACACACACACACACACA
Gadus macrocephalus (Pacific cod) is the source of this 6955-nucleotide messenger RNA. RefSeq lists its product as uncharacterized. Bases 317 to 910 code for a protein of 197 amino acids. NCBI's taxonomy places the organism in Eukaryota, Metazoa, Chordata, Actinopteri, Gadiformes, Gadidae. Gene Ontology annotation, molecular function: phosphotyrosine residue binding. The transcript is spliced from 2 exons. The record is from RefSeq and is a predicted model, not a curated record.